AGGAGAACGUCGCGAGCAGCGGGAAAAGUUUCGCUGCUGUAAAAGUUUCUUGGGGACUCACUCGGUUUAAACGGCUCGACGGAGGAACCGGCUUCGCCAGCGCGCGCGCUGCUGUGUUGCGGGCACCUCGCCUCGCGCCACUCGCACUUAGCGCACGCGGAAACCACGCCGCCGAGUUACGGUGCUCAGGGUUUGGCCCCGCCCCCUUCCCCGUGCAUUUCUCAGAGCUGCGUUAGAGCCGGAGGACAGUAACGGACCGAGAGCAGCGCGAGGACUCCGCGGACCUUCAGCACUGCUUGCAGCUUGUCAUGUCAGCUCUACGAAGCUUCUGAUGGAUUCUGUCGAGGCCAGUGACCCACAGUGGAGCGAGAAUGAGAAGAUGCGUCGGUCAGCGCAAGCUGAGAAGGACUUUGCUGGUGUUCUUCAUGUCAGCACUAGUAUGUUUAGUCAUUGGAUAUGCGAGUUUUAGGGAGAGUGACUACCUGAAUGGAGCUACGGAGCCAAGCCUUCAGACGAACAGCAGGCGGCUCACUGAGCAGCAUGGCAUCAACUGCUCAGACAUUUACGAGUUGGACCCGGUGGCGGUGGGUAAAUCCUUGGCCCUCAGAAGACAAACCGUACAUGCGUUGGACGAUGAGGACAUUGCAAAUGCCACCAUGGACUGCACACGCUAUCUGGAAUCCAGGAGUUAUGGUAGCAUUCGGACGUCUGAACUAGAACGUGACUUUCCUCUUGCCUAUUCUUUGGUGGUCCACAAAGAUGCGGCCAUGGUGGAGCGAAUCCUGCGGGCAAUCUACGUUCCCCAUAAUACCUACUGCAUCCAUUAUGACCUGAAGUCUUCGCCGCAGUUUGCGGCGGCCAUGCAGGGGCUGGCCCGCUGCCUGCCCAAUGUCUUCAUCGCAUCAAAGCUGGAGAGGGUGCAGUACGCCAGCAUCACGCGCCUCCGCGCUGACCUCAACUGCCUCUCCGACCUCAUGGUGUCGGACAUCAUGUGGAGGUACGCCAUCAACCUGUGCGGCCAGGACUUCCCACUGCGCUCCAAUGUGCAGCUGGUGGAGGAACUGAAGGCUCUGAAAGGUGGCAGCAUGCUGGAGACGGUGCGUCCUAGUGAGCUAAAGAGGAAGCGAUUCAGUUACAGCUACACCCUGAAGGACGCCCAGUCGCAGUUCCACCAUCUCCCUGUCAAAACGGACCAGGUCAAGAACCCAGCACCCCAUGGCAUUGAGAUGUUUGUGGGCAGUGCCUACUUUGUUCUGUCCCGGGAGUUUGUCAGCUUUGUUCAGUGGAGCCCCCUGGUGAAAGACUUCUUGUCCUGGUCGGAGGACACCUACUCACCGGAUGAGCAUUUCUGGGCCUCUCUGAUGCGUGUGCCAGGUGCUCCGGGAGGGUUGAAAAGUUCUGACCCGGAUGUGUCGGACCUGGUGAGCAGAACCCGCCUGGUAAAGUGGCAGUACCUGGAGGAGACACUUUACCCACUGUGCACUGGCAUACAUGUACGCAGCGUGUGCAUUUAUGGUGCAGCUGAGCUCCGGUGGCUCCUCUUUGACGGCCACUGGUUUGCCAAUAAGGUGGACCCUAGGGUGGACCCAGUGCUCGUGGAAUGUCUGGAGGAGAAGCUGGCCGAGCGACAGGGCAUAAUGUCUACAGUGCACUGACAGCUGCCGUGGUUUCACUUGGCCUGACUAACAUCCUGUUUGUGAAUGAUGAGGGAUUUCUCACUGUUGUGUGUUGAUGGCUGGAGAGUCGUUUUAAGACAGGGAUUUGCUGAAGACUUGAAAAAGUUAGCAGUCUACCUUAGAAUUUUCAAUUGAUUGUCUAAUAGUAAGUUAACAUAUCAAUACAUUUGGUUUGCAAUCUGUUCACUUAUAAAUUUUACUCAACAAAGAGCCUUACCUUUUUAAGACGACAUGCUGUUUUACAGUGUAUGCUUUAAUUAUUUAAAUCAAAGAUUUUUUGGUUUAAAAUGAGAA
Molecule: messenger RNA, 1970 nt
Organism: Pygocentrus nattereri (red-bellied piranha)
Lineage: Eukaryota; Metazoa; Chordata; Actinopteri; Characiformes; Serrasalmidae
Product: beta-1,3-galactosyl-O-glycosyl-glycoprotein beta-1,6-N-acetylglucosaminyltransferase 4-like
Exons: 3
Coding region: 372-1655 (427 amino acids)
Cellular component (GO): membrane
Molecular function (GO): acetylglucosaminyltransferase activity
Source: RefSeq, a predicted model, not a curated record